AUGGUGCCGCUUCCCAGACUGCUGAACCAUUUCGACGGAUGGGUUUUCGGUUUUCCCAAAGAGUCUGGCCAUACGCCACAUCGAGGCUGGGCAUAUCGUCGAGUCGAGUUACGAGCAAGAGCGAAGCCCCAUCCUCAGCAGCAUUGGCGCCGGCCUCGUUGGCCUAUCCUCAAGCUUCCACUCUUCUGGUUCGUCGGCUCAGUGCUUCUGGAGACCAGGUCCAUUUUGUCUGUUGGCUCCUUUCCAUCUCGUUUCUGGGUGUGGAGUUUGUUGGUAGUUUCAGAGCAGAUAGGAUUGGACACACGUUCUGCAUAA
Messenger RNA from Protopolystoma xenopodis, 315 nucleotides. The record is from the annotation of a GenBank genome assembly. Lineage: Eukaryota; Metazoa; Platyhelminthes; Monogenea; Polystomatidea; Polystomatidae.